Molecule: messenger RNA, 1274 nt
Organism: Cygnus atratus (black swan)
Lineage: Eukaryota; Metazoa; Chordata; Aves; Anseriformes; Anatidae
Gene: MED31
Product: mediator complex subunit 31
Exons: 4
Coding region: 131-508 (125 amino acids)
Biological process (GO): regulation of transcription by RNA polymerase II
Cellular component (GO): core mediator complex; mediator complex
Molecular function (GO): transcription coregulator activity
Source: RefSeq, a predicted model, not a curated record
CGCCCAGCCCGUUGCCGGGCAACCGUCACCACCUUCCCAAGAUGCCCCGGUGACCGUCCCCGCUGGGCUCCCGUCCGGGAGUGCCUGUCGCCAUCUUGUGCCUCGGCGGGGCGGGGCCCGGCAGGCCGCCAUGGAGGCAGAUGAUACAGGAAAUCGACUGAGGUUCCAGCUGGAGUUGGAAUUUGUUCAAUGUCUGGCAAACCCCAAUUAUCUCAACUUUCUUGCACAAAGGGGCUACUUCAAAGACAAAGCUUUUGUAAAUUAUCUUAAAUAUUUACUAUACUGGAAAGAACCCGAAUAUGCAAAAUACCUGAAGUAUCCUCAGUGUUUGCAUAUGUUAGAGCUGCUCCAAUAUGAACACUUUCGCAAAGAACUGGUAAAUGCUCAGUGUGCUAAGUUUAUUGAUGAGCAACAGAUUCUUCACUGGCAACACUAUUCACGGAAGAGAAUGCGCCUCCAGCAGGCACUUGCAGAGCAGCAGCAACAAAACAAUACCUCUGUAAAAUGAAAAAUGCUUGGAAGAGUGAUGAUAAGGUGUACUUCAAGUAUUUACAAAAGAGGAAUGAACUGUUUUGUAGGUUUGGCUGUGUGUAUGUAUUUGUCAAAUGAGUUUUUUUCUUUCACCUACUGUACCGACUUUUUAAAGAUAGAAGACUGACAUAUCUACUUCUGCAAUUUAUUUUGAAGCAUGGAAAAUCUUGAAAAUUACUUUAGGUAUUUGUUCCUAUGGAUUUUGUAAACAAAACGUAGUUUUUGAGGGCACUAACAUGUACGUAUCAUAACAAAAAGUGUAGUUCAGCAGUCUCUCCUUAGUAGGCAUGUUCCCUGGAGAACAAUGUGUCUUGAAGUUUGGCUAAGAGCUGCCUCAUGUACCCCUUUCUACAACUGCAGGAAGAGCAAAUCUGAAGUAAUUGUGAUUGCUGCACAAAAUUUAAUUUGUGGAUUUUUGCCUUGAAACAGAGAUGAGUUACUAUUUGUUAUUUCUGUUUACCUGGUAAUCAUUGUUUCUGGGGUUCUUAGAGGGCUUUCCUGGCAGUGUUUUUUAGAGACCAAAAUUGAAGUGUGAAGAAACAAGAGCUGCAAGAUUAGAGCAGAGAUAAGUAAUAAACUUUGUGAAUACCCAAAAAGGAAAUAGGCUGUAGCUGUAUCUAUUCCUCUAAACUCAGCUUACUUUAAUCUUGGUUUUCUUCCAGUGAAAUAUAGGAUGCUCUUAGACUUUUUUCUACAGUAUGUGUACUGAAAACAAUUUGUGUUACAAAAAAGGUGUAAAUGCA